AUGAAGCCAAUAAGAAGAAGAAGCAGAUGCAGACGUAUUUUUCUUCGGAGUCUCUCAAAAAUAAUAACGAUCAUAAUCAUAAUAAUGGAUAGUGUAGGAAGGGACUUUUUAGAGUACGAAGUAAAGAGAUGGGAAAGGCUCCUUCUGCUUCUUGACCAAUAA
Messenger RNA from Caenorhabditis briggsae, 162 nucleotides. The record is from RefSeq and is a predicted model, not a curated record. Lineage: Eukaryota; Metazoa; Nematoda; Chromadorea; Rhabditida; Rhabditidae. Bases 1 to 162 code for a protein of 53 amino acids. The transcript is spliced from 3 exons.